AUGGCGUACGACCUCUCCAAAGCCAUCGGGCACUCUGUUGGAAGCAAAGCGACUCGAUGGAACAGACGAGACUUGCUCCUAUACGCCGUCGGCAUCGGCGCAAAGGCAACCGACUUGAAUAUUGUAUAUGAGUUGGACAAAGAAUUCAAGCCUUUUCCAACGUUCCCUGUAGUCUUGAACUUUAGAGGUGACAGUCAAGAUGUUAUCGACUUUAACAAGUCAUUCAAGUCGGCUCCAAUCCCUGGUUUGCCGCCGCUGGAUCCCAGCAGAGUAGUACACGCAACCAUGUCGACAGAGAUCCUGCGGGACAUUCCCGAGGACUCUGGAGAUGGAUGGCGGCUGACGAACCGGGUAAUUGGUAUCCAUGAGAACAAGUCUGGCAUCAUCGUAGAAAAUGAGCUGCUCCUCGUAGACAAGGAUGGAACACCAUACACUCGCAUGAUCACUGGCUCGUUCAACCUCGGCGCCAAGGCGACCGGCCAACCAUAUUCAAAGGCGAUUCUGCGCGCACCUCAGGCGAAACCAAUCCCCAAAGACAAGAGACCCGACUAUACGUACAGAGAGACGACGACGCUCGAGCAAGCGAUUGUCUACCGUCUCAGUGGGGACUAUAACCCGCUCCACAUUGACCCUAGCAUUGGCAAGCGAGCAGGAUUCGGUGGGACCAUUCUCCACGGUCUCGCGACGUAUGGCUUUGCAGCUCGACAUAUCAUCGCCAAAAUUGGUCUUGGAGACCCGUCGACUCUCCGCGCGAUCUCCGGACGAUUCACGAGUCCCGUCAAGCCAGGAGACGAGCUCGAGACGAUGAUCUGGGAAGUUGGGCCCGGACCAAAUGAUACCGUUGAGGUGUCUUUUGUCUGCAAGAACGUGACUUCAGGAAAGCUUGCCAUCUCCAACGGAGUCGCCCAUGUCCGCAGAAGGGCGCCUAGCAGGCUCUAA
This is a messenger RNA of Serendipita indica DSM 11827, 939 nucleotides long. NCBI's taxonomy places the organism in Eukaryota, Fungi, Basidiomycota, Agaricomycetes, Sebacinales, Serendipitaceae. The record is from the annotation of a GenBank genome assembly.